Molecule: messenger RNA, 1681 nt
Organism: Pogona vitticeps (central bearded dragon)
Lineage: Eukaryota; Metazoa; Chordata; Lepidosauria; Squamata; Agamidae
Gene: POLR3D
Product: RNA polymerase III subunit D
Biological process (GO): tRNA transcription by RNA polymerase III
Cellular component (GO): RNA polymerase III complex
Molecular function (GO): DNA binding
Source: RefSeq, a predicted model, not a curated record
UGCCUGCGCUUGCGCGCAUGCGCUUUAGAGAGACGACCGGCGCCGUGGGGGGUGGAAUUAUAUUCGGCUCGUGGUCGGCGUGAAAGGGGUGCCGGAGCCCCACUUGGAUGAUUCAAGAUGUCAGAAGGGACUUCGAGCGGUGAUCCUGGGAACUCUGGAAAUACCCGCUCCACACUUGGUACCGCGCGUGGCCUGAUCGGGAGGAGACCCAGUGCCCCAAUAACACCAGGCCGCCUGCCCUCCAUUCGCUCCCGGGACCUUACCCUUGGAGGAGUGAAAAAAAAAACCUUUGUGUACAACAUAAUUAGCCGGAAAAUCAAAGAAGAACCCAAAGAGGAUGUUUCCAUCAAGAAAGAGAAGAAGGAUCGCGAUCGAGAACGGCAGAGAGAUGGUUAUGGACGAGGCCGAGGGAGGCCAGAGGUCAUCCAGUCUCACUCCAUCUUUGAGCAGGGUCCAGCAGAAAUGAUGAAAAAGAAAGGGACCUGGGAUAAGACCGUGGAUGUGUCCGAUUUUGGUCCAUCCCACAUCAUCAACAUAAAGAAAGAGAAGAGGGAGACUGACGAGGAAACCAAGCAGAUUCUGCGCAUGCUGCAGAAGGAUGAUUUCCUUGAUGACCCAGGGUUGAAAAAUGACAUCCGGAACAAGCCCGUUCAGCUUCCGCUGGCCCAUUCGGGCUGGCUUUUCAAAGAGGAAGAUCAAGAGGAGGUCAAGCUUUUGCAUCCGAGCCCAAAGGAGGAGGAGGAGAUGGAUGUAGACGUAUCUUCGGUGAAAGUGAAAGAGGAGCCCCACGAUGGAGAAGAGGCACUGCCUGCCCUCAAACCAGCUCCGGCCAAGGCACCUCCCCCCUUCCCUCCGGACGUCUCCGUGGCUGAGCUGCUGCAGAAACUGAGCCUCUGCAGGGAGGAUGAGCUGCUCUUUCUGCAGCUGCCAGACACGCUCCCGGGCCAGCCCCCCACCUGUGACGCCAAGCCCAUCAAAACGGAGGUGCAGAACGAGGAUGGCCAGAUGGUGGUGAUAAAGCAGGAGAAAAGCCAGGAAGCCAAGGAGGCGGAGCACAUCUGUACCCUGGGGGACCUCUCGGAGGGGCAGGUGGGGAAGCUGCUGAUUCGCAAAUCAGGGAAGGUCCAACUCGUUCUGGGCAGAGUCACCCUGGAUGUGACCACAGGGACUCCCUGCUCUUUUCUCCAGGAACUGGUGUCCGUGGGCCUUGGAGAUAACCGGAGUGGUGAAAUGAUCGUGCUGGGCCAUGUGAAACACAAGCUCGUCUGCUCUCCGGAUUUCGAAUCCCUGCUGGAACACAGGCAUCGAUAAGGUGGUCAGACUGGGACUUCGUUAAAGGCCUGUGUUGGAGGGCCUUGAUCCUCCCUGAGGGAUCCUUCGAAACAACAGGGAUUUUGGGCUAACCAGAUGUGUCCUACUCAGAGGUUCCUAAGAAGACCUCUUCCAGACAGGCUCAACCGCCCUGUAGAGGAACGGAGCUGGGUGACGUCUUGGGGCCAAGCUUGGCCUCUAGAGCUAUAAAGCCUUCCGUGAGGAGAGGUUGUAAGAACAACAGGAACCAAAGGGUUGAAGAUAAGAGUUCUCGUUUUGUUUUGUUGUGGGUUUUUUUGUUUUGUUUUGUUUUUUGUGCGGGGAAGGUUUCUAUAGCUUCAGUUGAAGGAUUCUAGGACCUGUCGUUGGG